Messenger RNA from Coffea eugenioides, 810 nucleotides. RefSeq lists its product as uncharacterized. Gene Ontology annotation, biological process: regulation of growth; gravitropism. The record is from RefSeq and is a predicted model, not a curated record. Bases 1 to 810 code for a protein of 269 amino acids. Lineage: Eukaryota; Viridiplantae; Streptophyta; Magnoliopsida; Gentianales; Rubiaceae. The transcript is spliced from 5 exons.
AUGAAGAUCUUUAGUUGGAUGCAAAGUAAGCUAAAUGGAAACCAGAGAUCCAGCAAGCCAAAUACAAAACCAGCUAAAUACCAUCUGAUGCAUGAUACCUGCAAAGAAGAAUUCAGUGAUUGGCCUAGUGGACUACUGGCUAUUGGGACAUUUGGAAAUAACAAUCCAAAUGAUCCAGAGAAGUCUAACUUGCCAGGAGAGGAAUGUCCAAGUCAAGAGUAUCCAGAAGAAUUUACGCACGAGGAAAUGAGAGAAAUUCAUACAGAACUGAAACUAUUACUCAACCAACAAGCCCUUGCUGAUUCUGAUUUGGCUGAGGAAUCUGCAAAUGAUAUUCCACAAGAAAAAUUCUUUGACGUUUCAAAGAGUUUUGAAGAUGACAGAUCAACCUGCGGCGAGCUUAUUUCUGAUAAUUUAACAAGUAAAGGACGUCAUUACCAGAGCAACAAAUCAAUCCAUACCAAAGGCAAAAAUAGUGAUAUGGAUAAGAAGAAUAACAUCAGGAAAAGGUCAUUGUCUUUUCUUAUUCGGAAAGCAUUUCACCGAACAGUUAAACCCCAGCUCAGUCCCCAGUUCAAAGAUGCGCUUCCAGACCUGAAAUUGGAGAAAUCAAUACUGGAAAAGAUUCUGAGGACUAUACUGCACAAAAAAGUUUAUCCCCAAAGUUCUACUCCAAAGGCACCAAUAAAGAAGUGCCUGGACAGCAAACACCAGUCUGAGACUGACGGUGAAGAUGAAAUGCUUGAUAGCACCAGUGAAGGGAGUAAAUGGGUCAAGACAGAUUCUGAUUUUAUUGUCCUAGAAAUAUGA